AAAAGGCUGGCCGGAAAAGGCAAACCGGAAAAUCUAUUUUCCUUUCUACGGUUAAAACUUAAAACGGCACGAUGAGAGCCGUCUCAAAGCGACUAUUACGACGUCGUUUUUCCCAUUUGGCCGUGGCGUCUCGUACUGAGCCGAAAUCAUCGUCGUUGUCGUUGAACUCAUCAUUGGCGUCCUCGCUGAUUGAGGAGUUCGCCAGAUGUUGCUAUCAGAGAGAACUGCGGGCAGCCAUGAGAGCUAUGGACGCCAUAGAAAGGACUGGAGUUCGGGCUGAUUCCAUUACGUACUCGGAGCUUAUCAAGUGCUGCUUGGCUCGUGGGGCGGUCGAAGAGGGUAGGAUCGUCCACAGGCACGUUUUCUCAAAUGGGUACCAGCCAAAGACGUUUCUGAUCAAUGUUCUCAUUAACAUGUACGUGAAGUUUGGGUUCUUGGAAGAGGCACAGAAACUGUUUGAUAUAAUGCCUGAAAGAAAUGUUGUAUCUUGGACGACGAUCAUAGCAGCUUACUCUAAUGCUAAGCUCAACGAAAGGGCGUUGGAAUUCUUGGUAUUGAUGCUUAGAGACGGCGUGAUGCCCAAUAUGUUCACCUAUUCUUCCGUUCUGAGAGCGUGUGACGGGCUGUGGAAUCUACGACAGCUUCAUUGUAGUAUAUUUAAAGCUGGAUUGGAAUCUGAUGUCUUUGUUCGAAGCGCUCUCAUCGACGUUUACUCGAAACUGGGCGAACUGCGAAAUGCAUUAGGUGUUUUUAAUGAGAUGGUGACAAGAGAUUCGGUUGUUUGGAACUCCAUCAUUGGAGGUUUUGCGCAGAAUGGGGAUGGCUAUGAAGCCCUGAAUCUCUUCAAGAACAUGAAACGAGCCGCUUUUCAUGCUGACCAGUCCACACUAACUAGUAUUUUGAGAGCUUGCACAGGGUUGGCGCUUUUAGAAUUGGGCAGACAAGUCCACGUUCACGUAUUGAAAUUCGAUCAAGAUCUAAUUCUCAACAAUGCACUUCUAGACAUGUAUUGCAAGUGUGGCAGCUUCGAAGAUGCUAACAUUGUUUUUACAAAGAUGGUGGAGAAGGAUGUAAUAUCUUGGAGCACCAUGAUUGCAGGGCUUGCCCAAAAUGGUUUCAGCCAAGAGGCAUUGAAAUUGUUUGAGAACAUGAAAGUUUCUGGGUCAAAACCAAACAAUAUUACAAUUCUUGGAGUUCUCUUUGCCUGUAGCCAUGCCGGGCUCGUAGAAGAGGGAUGGCACUACUUUCAAUCAAUGAAGCAGCUCUAUGGUAUUGUCCCAGAGAGAGAACACUAUGGUUGUAUCAUUGAUCUUCUUGGAAGGGCCGGGAAGCUUGAUGAAGCAGUAAGGUUAAUUCAUGAAAUGGAGUGUGAACCAGAUGUUAUUACAUGGAGAACUUUGCUCGGUGCAUGCAGGGUACACAAGAAUGUGGAUCUAGCCAUAUAUGCUGCCAAGCAAAUUCAAAAGUUGGAUCCGGAAGAUGCCGGAACCUACAUUUUGUUGUCCAAUAUUUAUGCUAAUUCUCAUAGAUGGGAUGAUGUUGCAGAAGUUAGGAGGAGCAUGAGACUCAGAGGAGUCAGAAAAGAAACAGGAUGUAGCUGGAUUGAAGUUGACAUGCAGAUACAUGCUUUCGUUGUGGGAGACAACUCGCAUCCACAAAUGGAAGAGAUCAAUAAGCAUCUAAGCCAGUUGAUACAGAGAUUAAAGGAAGCAGGUUAUGUUCCAGACACCAAUUUUGUUUUGCAAGAUCUUGAGGGAGAACAGAGGGAAGAUUCACUUCGAUACCACAGCGAGAAAUUGGCAAUCGUCUUUGGUAUGAUGAGAUUGCCAAAGGAGAAGAUUAUUAGAGUCCGGAAAAAUAUCAGGAUCUGUGGAGACUGUCAUGUGUUUGCCAAGCUGAUAGCAAAGAUGGAGGAACGGAUCGUUGUAAUUAGAGAUCCAGUUCGAUACCAUCAUUUUCAAAAUGGAGCAUGCUCUUGUGGGGACUACUGGUAACGGAAGAAGAGAUUUACAAGAUAUAGCUAGCUUACAGUUUGAUUGUAAUGUCUGAUUGAGUGCAAUCAUAUCAGAUGAACAAAGACGUCAUGAGGUGUAUAAUAUAUAUAAUAUGUAAAAUUGAAGUGGUCAUGGUGCAAAUAUUUUGUACAAUGCAAUCGCAGAGUGUGCUACAACACAGUUUGAAGCAAAAAGCACAUGACAACGGAAUUAUUUAACCAAAA
Morus notabilis is the source of this 2218-nucleotide messenger RNA. RefSeq names its product pentatricopeptide repeat-containing protein At2g03880, mitochondrial. NCBI's taxonomy places the organism in Eukaryota, Viridiplantae, Streptophyta, Magnoliopsida, Rosales, Moraceae. Gene Ontology annotation, molecular function: zinc ion binding; RNA binding; protein binding. The record is from RefSeq and is a predicted model, not a curated record. The transcript has a single exon. Bases 72 to 1994 code for a protein of 640 amino acids. Gene Ontology annotation, biological process: RNA modification.